Protobothrops mucrosquamatus (brown spotted pit viper) is the source of this 1173-nucleotide messenger RNA. It is a transcript of the gene NDRG4, whose product is annotated as NDRG family member 4. The record is from RefSeq and is a predicted model, not a curated record. Bases 1 to 1173 code for a protein of 390 amino acids. Gene Ontology annotation, cellular component: cytoplasm. NCBI's taxonomy places the organism in Eukaryota, Metazoa, Chordata, Lepidosauria, Squamata, Viperidae. Gene Ontology annotation, biological process: positive regulation of ERK1 and ERK2 cascade; signal transduction; brain development. The transcript has 16 exons.
AUGAGGGGCUGGGGACAGAAGCUGGAGCUGUUGACAGGAUUGUUGCUCCAGGAAGUGACCAUGGCUAGCCUACACGAGCAGCGAUUUACAGAGGAGAAGCCUCUGCUCCGUGGACAAGAUGCUGAAAUGGAGAAUUCAGACACUUUCCUGCCUGCAGUGGACAUUGACUGGAAGGAGCAUGACAUCGAGACACCCUACGGACUGCUGCACGUUGUCCUUCGGGGAUCUGCCCGAGGAAACCGCCCUGCCCUCCUGACUUACCAUGAUGUGGGGCUCAAUCACAAGCUCUGCUUCAACACUCUCUUCAACUCUGAAGAAAUGCUAGAGAUCAUGAAGCACUUUGUGGUGUGCCAUGUGGAUGCGCCCGGGCAGCAGACUGGGGCUUCCCAGUUUCCCCAGGGGUAUCAGUACCCGUCCAUGGACCAGUUAGCUGCCAUGUUGCCCAGUGUGGUCCAACAUUUUGGGUUCAAGUAUGUGAUUGGAAUUGGAGUCGGAGCAGGUGCCUAUGUCCUUACCAAAUUUGCCCUGAUCUUCCCAGAUCUGGUGGAAGGCCUCGUUCUGAUCAAUAUUGACCCAAAUGGCAAAGGCUGGAUUGACUGGGCUGCCAGCAAGCUCUCUGGCCUGACCAGCACAUUAUCUGACAUGGUGCUGUCUCACCUAUUCAGCCAGGAGGAGUUGGCCAAUAACAUGGAGCUGGUGCAGAGCUAUCGCCAGCAAAUUGCCAGCACGGUGAACCAGUUCAACCUGCAGCUCUUCUGGAGUAUGUACAACAGCCGCAGAGAUCUGGAGAUUAACCGCCCCGGUAGUGCACCCAAUGCAAAGACGCUCCGCUGCCCGGUGAUGCUGGUGGUGGGCGACAAUGCCCCUGCAGAAGAUGGUGUGGUUGAAUGCAACUCCAGGCUGGACCCAACCACCACCACUUUCCUGAAGAUGGCCGAUUCCGGAGGGCUUCCCCAAGUGACUCAGCCUGGGAAACUGACUGAGGCGUUCAAGUACUUCCUGCAAGGAAUGGGCUAUGUGCCCUCGGCCAGCAUGACGCGCCUGGCCCGCUCACGCACAGCCUCCCUCACCAGUGCCAGUUCGGUGGAUGGCAGCCGUCCCAGAGCCUGCACCCACUCCGAAAGCAGCGAAGCUAUGGGCCAGAUCAACCACACCAUGGAGGUGUCCUGCUGA